Molecule: messenger RNA, 5096 nt
Organism: Xenopus laevis (African clawed frog)
Lineage: Eukaryota; Metazoa; Chordata; Amphibia; Anura; Pipidae
Gene: rnf170.S
Product: ring finger protein 170 S homeolog
Exons: 8
Coding region: 293-1066 (257 amino acids)
Cellular component (GO): endoplasmic reticulum membrane
Molecular function (GO): ubiquitin protein ligase activity
Source: RefSeq, a predicted model, not a curated record
AUUUCCGGUCCGGUGGAGACCGCCUCCAGGAAGAAAUGCGAGUGCUACUUUUUCCACCACUCUCUUACACACUGGCUGAAUGCAGGCGGAGGCCAGGAUAGUUGGAUGUUUUGACGUAUGUGGAAGAGUUGAUCUGACUCAUCUGUAGUGUAUUAGGGCUGGACUCCACAAGUGUUUUUCAUCAGAUCGGCGCCCGUCGACAAAACGCAGGUGACAAGUCAGAGCAGUUGCAGACGUCAAGAUAUAAUUGCACUGAACGAAAAGUCGCAGGUUUUAAUGACUGUGCAUUGGAAUGGCUGAUAAUCAGGCAGGACGUCUUCAUUUUCCAUUAGACGAAGGCUCAGUCAUUGAAGGAGUAAGCGAUCAAGUGAUUGUUGUUGUUUUACUCAGCUUUGUUGCUGUUGGUUCACUUAUAUAUCUUCUUCUAAGGAAUGAUGAGCAAAAUAUUCACCCAGAAAAUCAAGACAGGGUCAGAGCUGUUCGUGAACAAUUGCAAAAUGAGCAAGAAACUACUCUUCCACCUCGCACUCAGUUCUACUCUGAUAUGACAUGUCCAGUGUGUUUACAACAGGCCACAUUUCCAGUAGAAACAAACUGUGGACAUCUUUUUUGUGGCUCUUGUAUUAUUGCCUACUGGAGGUAUGGUUCGUGGCUUGGAGCAAUAAACUGUCCUAUUUGUCGUCAAAUGGUGACAUUAUUAUUUCCAUUGUUUGGAGCAACGGACCAGGAAGAUGCCCAAAAUAUACUCCAGGAAGCCACUGGUUACAAUCGAAGGUUUUCAGGACAGCCUCGCUCUCUUAUGGACAGAAUUAUGGAUUUGCCCACCUUGCUGCGUCAUGCCUUCCGUGAUAUGUUCUCUGUUGGUGGCCUGUAUUGGAUGUUCCGGAUUAGAAUUGUCCUCUGUCUGCUUGGAGCCCUGUUCUACUUGGUUUCACCCUUGGACAUUAUUCCCGAGGCUCUUUUUGGUAUUCUUGGUUUUCUGGAUGAUUUCUUUGUAUUAUUUUUAUUACUAAUAUACAUCUCGAUUAUGUAUCGAGAAGUGGUCACACAGAGGUUGUAUAGGUAAAAUAUUGGGUGGGGAGGGGGGUUCUAUUUAGUUUUAUACUUGAGAGCCUUUAACAUACUAUGCAGAAAUGUGCUGCUUUAAGAUAUAUAAGCAUAACUGGAAUUCUGAACAACAACUGUUGCAAUCAUGCAAAAUAGCAAUACUGCAUUAUUUGGCUUCAUUUUUCUUAUAUAAAAAGUAUUGCUACCCUAUGAAAACCGUAAGCGUAUGUUUACAUAUGUGUGCACUAUAAAGUUUGACUGUACAUGUUGUUAGCAAAAAAAAAAAAAACUCAUUUUGAACGUUCUUCUUUCUCUCUUAGCACUGAAGGUGUAUUAUAUAUACAGGACUGAAAAGAAUGUUUCAGUGGAUCUUUCAUAAUUUCUUUUUAUACCUACACACUAGCUACUCUUAUAAGUAGUUUAAUAUACACUCCUAUUAUUAUUUUUGUUUGUUUGCUUUGUAUUUUAGAAAAGCACAAGCAAUGUUAUCUAUACCAUCACGAAAACUGCAGCCCUAAAGUGACACUGUUCAGGAAAAUAUAAUCAAAUGUUUGUUAUUGUGUAAAUGUUAAGGAACAUUUUAAUUUAUUUUAAUAAUUCAAAUUUUUUAAGGCUCAUGGCACACAAGUCAUUUUCUCAGUAGACGAGAAAUGCCUGUAAACCCCUUUUCUGUCUGCCAUAAUAUUUAGUGGUUACCGUCAGUGUCAGACUGGGAUGUCAGGGACCCAACAGAAAAUCUUAGAUCAUGUGUCCACUUUCCAAACUAUUAUUUCUCCUCACUUAACCUCUUUAUCACAACUCAUACAAGCAUAUUUAGGCCUGCAAAUGCAAUAUCAGGCUGAAAAACAAUUGUACACCUCUACUUUCAUAGGUACAGAGCCACUGUGCAGAAUGAAAUAAAUGAUACUUUGCUGCCUUGCAGUGGAAUGUAUCUACCCAAGCAGUGAAUGGAAUUUAAAACGCUUGUUGAUAUUUUACCCUUUGUUGCCACUGUCUUAGGCUGGCUUAUCUUUGUUUUUUGCCUAUAACUCCAGUCUUGUGUCUUAAUCCUCUUUUAAAAGGUACAUGCAACUGUAGGCCCUCUGAUGUUGGCAAAGUUUAACUUUCAGCAGACCCUAACAGCCUUUGACAGUCAGCUGAAGGCCAACAACAUAUUGAGUUGCCCAUAACUGCCUUUUAUGAACCAGUGUCCACCAAAGAGUGGACCCCAAAAAUUCAAAUGUAUUGUUACACUUAACACUUAAUUUGUGCAGAAACAAUAUAAAUAUUUUUCUCUACUCCUUCCAUCCAUGCAGCAUAUCUGCAUUUAAUUUCCACAAACAUGCACAAGAUGCAAGCAAUACGUUUUAUUAAAGUUAGGUCCUGCUUGGCCCACUCUGAUCCUACAAAAAUAUACAAUAACCUGUAUUAUCUAACAAUAUACAAGGGUAUUAGAGGUCGCUAAGGAGUUCAGUGACAUUUCUAACACAGUAUUACUACUGAGCAUUAUUAAGUACCAGUCAUAACAGAUAUCAUAAAAUUUGCUAUUUGAAUGUAGUCUGCGUGACAUGCUUUGUCUUCAUUAAGUUAAUCACUUGGUUACCAUUCAUUUUCAUUUAGGGUCCCACAGCAAAUUUCUUGCGUUCAGAGUAAUAGUAGAAUUUGUAUUUGGCUGGAUGUUUAAGUAGACGGUAGCGCAGGUGUAAAUAUAUUUUUUAACGUUUUCAUGAAUCGGACAAGUAGUUUAUUGGGUUUUUUUCUAAUAUGUUUGGAUAUUUAAUUUUUAAUUACUGUGCUUAUCAUCACACUUCCAUCACAAUUUAGCCUAGGCUGGUGUUUGGGGUGUCUGACCUGUCCAUAUCCAUAUUCAUAUAUGUAAAUUUCCAUCAGCCUGUAAGAAGGUAUUGAAAGAUGUCAGGUGUAUAUAAAGAAACUUCUGUACUUGAAUAGUCUGGCAACUGCAUUGUUAUCAUGUAACAGGAUACUGUUUGCUGUAUGCCUGACUCCGUGCCAAUGAUAAACAGUUGGUUGCAUAGUUAAACUGAGGUAACACAGUAACAAAACAUUAAAUGCCAAAAAACCUUUAAAGGAGAAGUAAAGUCUUCUUCCACUUGGGGGUGCCAAAUAUUAGGCACCCACAAGUGAUUGCAUUUACUUACCUGAAACCCCGGGCCGGUGCAGAAAACUGCACUGGCGCAGGGUUCUUCGCAGUAGAGCGAAAAGCCGAACUUUAACUAAAAAGUUGGCUAUUUCAUUAUACUGCACGUGUCUGCCCCAGGAGAUUUUAAGAAAGAAGAAGCCGGAAGAGGAUUGAUCCGUGGUGUUCACUGGAAGAACACGGGCUGGUGCAGUUUUCUGCUGAUAGGAGCAUCGGCCCAGAGUGUCAGGUAAGUAAAUACAAUCACUUGAGGGAGCCUAACAUUUGGCACCCUCAAAUGGAAAAAGACUUUCCUUCUCCUUUAAGGGCCAUGGCAUCACCUGGGAAAGAGCAGAUUUAUCGUUGGCAUAACCAUAAAGAAGAAGGACAGUCUAAAUUAUUGGAGGAUACCAAAUGUUAGGCAUCCCCAGUGAUUGUAAUUGCUUACCUGAUACCCUUGGCUCCUGUUAGCAGAAAACUGCACAGGCCAAAGCUUACUUUUCAGCAAGUGAUUGUCACUUUGUCUUUCUUUAAUGCUCCUGGGCCCACACAUUUGCAGUAGAGUGAAAAAGCCAGCCUUUUUUUAAAAUAAAAUAAAACACAUAAAAAUGAAGGCCAAUUUAAAACAUAGAUCCAUCUAUAACAUACUAAAGGCUAUGCCAAUGUACGGGUGAAAAUCCCACUUUAAAGGUUUUAUUAGUUUCGGUAUUGUCUUUCUUAUUUUUUUUAAGGAGGAUUGCAGUGGAAUGGUAUAGGAUGAUGAUGAUGAUAUUUGUUUUAGUUGGGUCAGCAUGUAUACACCAUACACUAUGCUUACAUUCUACUUAUUAUCUACCUGAAUUUAAGCCAAAGUAGUAAAAAAAGAUUUGCAUUAGGAAGGUUAUAAUUCUUUCAUUAAUAUAGUUAAUAAAAGGAACAUCUGUAUCUGGUUUGCACAUUGGCUAAGUCAGCUAGGUUUGAAAUGAAAGUCUACUGUAUUCAAAGAUAUACUUUGAAUAUCUACUUCUUUUUUCAUUCAUUGGCUAAAGUAACAGCAUUAUUUGUACAUCAACCUAUUGCUAACAGUUUGCAAUUAUUCUGAAUAUUUCUUCAAGUUCUAGAAGCACAAUAGGAGAAAAUCAAUGGAGAAAAUAUUAUUUUGGCUGCCGUUUUUAUGUUAUUUUGUAAUUUUUACAUUUGGAAACAGGAGAUAUUUUGGUUACUACUUCAAUAAUUUCAUAAUUGUCGGUAUUACACUGACCUUUUAAAAAAAAAAAAAAACAUUUAAUAGGGACAUAAACUAUUAGUCAGAAUUCAGAUAUGAUCAAAGUGCUGUUAUGUUUAUUUUUUUUUUUGUUUGUUUUAAACCUCAUGUUAAUAUCACAACAGUGGUAAGCAACAAGUAACAGCCCACUGGUUCAUUUAAGAGGAAGUCUGUCUGCAUACCAACCCAGAGAAUUAAAAGAAAUACUAAACUCACUGCCCAUGCAUAGGAUCACCUCUCCAUUCUAGGACCAGAUAGCAUCCAGAUUGCGAGCGAGUGAUAUCAAACAGCCUAAAAACGAAGAUGGAGCCACAGACUCCGCUGUGCAACUUAGCAUUUAAAAAUAAAGGUACCAAGGACUUUUUUUUUAAAGGGCCAGCAUUUCCGUUAGGUAGGUGGUGCUUAGUUCCUUGAAUAAAGGGACUCCCAAAACAAACAUGGGAGGGAAAUACUGUGUUACUAGUUCAAAGGUCUCAAGAUUUAAGUAUAAAUCUAGAUCGCUAAGCACAUUUGCUUUCAUUUUGCCUUUUUGAGGGUUUUUUUAGCGCUUUUAAGAAAUGGUGAGACAAUGUGGUGAAUAUAUCCCACUAAAAUCAAAACAUAACUGGUGCUGUAAAAUGUUUUUUUAUGCUGUGUAAGCAUCUGAAGUAUUCUUUAUACUGUGAGUAUUAAAACUGGACAGUUGAAUGA